This is a messenger RNA of Chironomus riparius, 2232 nucleotides long. The record is from the annotation of a GenBank genome assembly. NCBI's taxonomy places the organism in Eukaryota, Metazoa, Arthropoda, Insecta, Diptera, Chironomidae.
AAACUUUUUAUUGAUCUUUAUAAAAUUGCAAAUUAAAUAAGAAUUGUUGAUAAAAUGCUAAAAGUUCUUACUAGUCACUCAACAUCACGCAUUUACAGGAACAUAAGGCUACUGUCGUCAAUGUCAAAUGUGAAAAUCAGCGAACAAAAAGUAAAAGUUGGGAAUUAUCAAAUUAAUUAUGUUGUAUCCAAAUGUGAGGGUGAAAAGACUGACAAGACGUUGAUAAUGCUGCCUGGUGCACUGGGCUCAUGUUUCACAGACUUCAAGCCACAAAUCGAGAAUCUACCAAAAUUACUGCCAAACUAUCAAAUUAUUGCAUGGGAUCCACCAGGAUAUGGAAAGUCAAUUCCACCUAAAAAGGAGUUCACAAAAGAUUUUCUAGAAAAAGACGCAGAUUUGGUUAAAGAUUUGCUUUGUGAUGCAUUAAAAGUUGAUAAAUUUGAUGUUUUGGGUUGGAGUGACGGUGGCAUCAUUAGCCUCAUCUUAGCCGGAAAACAUCCUCAAAAUGUACAAAAACUAAUAAUUUUCGGAUCAAAUGCCUUCAUCAUCAAAGAUGAGCUGAAGAUCUACGACAGCAUCCGCGAUGUCAGCAAAUGGAGUGCAAAAAUGCGAGAACCACUCGAAAAACUUUACGGCGCUGAAUAUUUCAAGACAACUUGGGAAAGCUGGGUUGACACAUUUAAGAGAAUUUAUCAUGAAAAUGAAGGAGAUUUGUGUACAAAGUUUUUAAAGGACAUUAAGGCUGAAACAUUAAUUCUGCAUGGUGAAAAGGAUCCGAUGCUAGCUUCAGUUCACGUUCCUUAUUUGAUGGAGAAUAUUAAAGGCGCUAAGUUGAUCACAUGGCCGAAUGGGAAGCAUAACAUUCAUUUGAGAUAUGCGGAGGAGUUUAAUAAGAAAGUUGCUGAGUUUUUGAGAGUUAAUUAAGCUGUCUGAUGACUGGAUUGUAGGAUGGAAUUCAAAAUUCAGCUAUGACUCUAAUAGUGUUGAAGAUCAUCGCUUUAUGCUUGAAUUUGACUCGCAAUUUCAAUAUAAAGCUAUAAAAAAAAAACGGAAUAAAAAGCCUGGAUUUUUUUAAUCGUCUUACUGUAUUUAUUUUUCAUGUCUUUUACAGUUUAAGGCAGGGCUGUGACACAGGCACCUGUGCAUAGUUGAGAACCGUUCAAAUACUUGACAAUUUAGGAGCCGUUCAAUUAUGACGUCCAAAAUUAACGGUCAUUUUUCAAAAAAGAACAAUGGAUUUCCAGGAAUUUCUAUUGUUCUUUUCUUGCUGACCCCCCCCCCCCCCCCUUAAGGACGUCAUAAGUGAACGGCCCCUUAUAAGGUUUUUCUAACAAAACCAUACAAAUUCUAAUAAAACCUCACAAAUUAUCAAGGAAUUGUACGGUUCUCAUCUGUGCACGGGUGCCUGUAUAGCAACCCUGGUUUAAGGGUACAAAAAAAACAACGUGACAUCUUAAUAAGGAAAUCAUAGUCAUUUAAGUGCUGUAAAUUCAGGAUUGAGUAAUGGCAAGAUCCGAUUGACUAAACUGGAUCAUUUGGCAUAUCCUAAGUUCACUUUAGUUGUACCCUAAUUUAUACCAUCCCUCCUAGCUUCCCGAACCUAAAAAGAAGAGAGAACAUUGACAGGUAACAAUAAAUCCCACCCCCCCCCCUGAUACCCCACCUCCCACAAAAUCAACAAACCCUUCAAAUUUCCUACCAAACAAUAUUUUUUUUAAUUAUUAAUUCUAAAAUGACUUUUUCGAUCGCAUCGGCAGCACCGACUCUUUUGCAUUUUUAAAGAAAUUUAACAAAUUUUUUCUCUUUUUCGAUGAAAAAUAAUUCGUCACGACAUCAUUUUCACUAGAAUUAGCUGACGUUGUGUCCUGAUAUGUCGGUAAUGUCUGAUCGUUGGCACUAAGCGACACAAACAGUGCAAAUGGCACCAACCAAAGGCAUAAUGUGAAAUAUCCAAGAAUUUCUGAUAUUGUGUAGAAAUACUCUUGAAAAAAGUUGUAAGCCAGAUAGUGAUUCACGAAUAGCAAGACUAGUGCUGCAAUGAACUCGAAUGAGAAAAUUCGAACUUCUGGAAAUGUCCUAAGGAUGAGGAGAUGUGAGAGUUGCGCGAGAAUUCCAAAGAUUAUUACUGUGUAUGGGAAGCUCUCGGUGAAGAUGAAGAGGAUGUAGAUGAUGAUUGUGAUGUUUGUUACUGUCUUGAUGACUUUCUUUGACUUCUCUGAAUACUCUUCGACU